CUUAACAGUCUCUCUUUCUCUGUGGAUUCAAUUCCCCAAUGAAGGCCACCGGCGCGGCGCAUCCGCAACGAAUCGACUUCCCUCUUCCCUUGAAAAGCUCACUCCAUCCAGCGAUAGCCCAAAGACUCUCCCAGUCUCUUCCCCUCCCCCACCCAAACCGUCUUCGCCAUUGUUGUUGCCAUGGCUAGAAUCCGCCGCAAAGUUGGAAUCCCGGCCGAGAAACCACCGCCGGAGCCCCAAGUCACCGAGAAACCACCGCCGGGACAGGAGGAGGAGGUUGCCAUGGCUGCCAAGCGCGGCCGUAAACCCGAAAUCCCGGACUGCUCGGUAGAGUUGGGGCUCAACAGCGUCCCGGUGGAGCCUCAAGUCGCCGAGAAACCGCCGCCGGAGGAGGUCGAGCAGUCCAAGGAAGCGGAAAGGGAGGGGGAGCAGUCCGAUCUGCAUUCAUCAAGCAAGGAGGAGCAGUGUGAGGAUGAGGAUGAAUCCAUGGAAGAUGAAGCAGCGGACGAGUCUGCACCAAGCAAGGGGAGGAACGGCGUCAAGAAGCCCGCACCAUCUGCCAGGGUUGCCGAGGCCAAGAAACCGCCUCCGUCUGGCAACAACAAGAGGAGGAGCAAUGAGGUGGGGGAGCAGUCUGAUCUGCACUCAGCAAGCAACGAGGAAGCGGAGCAAUCCAUGGAAGAGGAAGCAGCGGGCGAGUCUGCGUCUGCUCUGCAGUCACCGAGCAAGGGGAAGAGGGGCGGCAAGAAGCCCGCACCAUCUGCGGCCAGGGAUGUGGAGGCCGAGAUUCCACCCGGCCACAAGAGGAGGAGGAGGAGCAAUGAGGAGCCGGUUCCAAGCCCCAGGCCCAACAAGAGGAACAUGCUCACUAGGUCGCACCAGACAGAGGUUCCAAGUCCCACUCCCAGCAAGAGGAACAUGGUCACUAGGUCGCACCAGCCAGAGGUGCCAGCACCGGAAGAACAUGAACCAGAGGAUGAAGGUCAUGAACCAGAGGAUCCGGAAGAACAUGGACCGGAGGAUGAAGGUGCAGGGAUUAUCAAGGGUAAGAACAAGAAGAACAAGAAGAUGCGCAAGCCUGCACCGGAAGAACAUGGACCAGAGGAUCAAGGGGCAGAGGUUAUCAAGUUCAAGAAGCGCAAAUCGGUAGGAUCAAGCCAGCUCAGCAACAAGAGGUGAGCUGGGCACUUGCAAGGUAAAGAGAAUCAGGCGUGAAUGGGCUCCAAAUGACGAGAUCCUGAUCCUCGAGCAGGUCAUCAAUUACCGCCACACCCAUGGGGAUCCCCCACAAGUCAAGGACAGAAGCGGCUUCUUUGAAUCUCUCCUCGAGCAGCUUGGGGACCAGAGCUUAGAACUCCGUCCGUACUGUCAAGGAUAAAGUGUCCAGUCUAAGGCGCCGCUACUUCCAGAAGAAGCACAAAUCUACUACUGAGCAUGGUAAACGCCUUGACAAUCUCUCUGAGCAAGCCUGGGGCAAACCUUCCCAAGUUGGGGCUAAGGAUAGCAGUCGCCGAAAUCUCUCCAAGAAAGCAUCGCGGAAACAUUCCCGAAAGGAUAGCAAUGGCGGCAAGACCGCGGGCAAGAGCUUUGAGGAAAUGUGUGAGAUGUACCCUCUCCUUGCGCAGGAGGUGGAGCUUAUUGCGGAUAUAGAUCCUUCCGCUAAAAGCUCGUUCGCUAGAAUAGAUGCUGAGGUGGCAUGUCAGUUGGAGAAACAGCUUGAUGCAGGCACAGGUUUCCCAGGUUAGGCAGACACUAGCUGGUGAGCUGGCAGAAGCUUGCUAGGUCAGGAACUGAUGUCAUGUUUGCCUCUUCGUUUUGAGCCCGAGAAAGAUUGUGCUACCUUUCUCACUUAUCAGCAUGCAUCAGCAUCACCAUAUGUUUCAAACAACUGCUCGGUGUAGGGCUUAUUCGGUUCCUAGGAAUUUGAAACCAUAAGGAUAGGAAAAGUAGAGAAUUGGAGUGUGCAUGACAUUUCAUUCCUUAGGAAUUUAAAAUGAGGUCCUACCUAAUGCUUAAAAACCUUAGGAAUUAGACUAAUUUGGACUCAAUCCUUAAAAAUCUAACACUUCCAUUCCUAUAAAACGAAUGCUACACGUAGGAAAAAUUCCUAAGGCUUGAAAUCCUGUAAAAUUCCUAUAAGAUUCCUGCAAACCGAAUAGGUAGCUUAAUUCCAGAUCUUGUAUGUGCAUGUUUUAUGUGUUGUGAUUAACUGCACCAAGUUUAAUGGGAGCUUAAUUCUAGAUCUUUAUGUGCAUGUUUCCUAUGUCGUGAUUAACUGGUUAUUUUAGGGAUUGAGUUUAUAUUUUCUUACUUGUGAAGUCAUAAUUUUUACUUUGCAACAUCAGUUUUAGUGCUCAUGUCGGAUAGCAACUACUUCCUCCGUCCAACAAAAAAUGUCUCAAGUUUGUCAAAAUUUGGAUAUAUCUAGACAUGAGUUAGCGUAUAGAUGCAUUCAAAUGUAAUCAAAGUUGAGACAUCCUUUGUUGAACAGAGAGAGUACUAUAUCUCUUAUGUCCAGAUUAUAUGUUUGCUAAAUCUAAAAAAAAAUGUGUUACAUGCCUCUUUUUUAAUGUUAAAGGAAAAAAUAGAUCAGAUUUUGCUUUGCAAUAUGUGUCGUGAGCUUCUUUUAAUUUAGCACACACUUGUUAUGGGCCAUUGUAUGUGGAAAUAUCUCACGAAGAUUUCUCAGGGAAUAUCUCAACAUAAUAUUUUUGACGGCAUAAA
Molecule: messenger RNA, 2724 nt
Organism: Brachypodium distachyon (stiff brome)
Lineage: Eukaryota; Viridiplantae; Streptophyta; Magnoliopsida; Poales; Poaceae
Product: cell surface glycoprotein 1
Exons: 2
Coding region: 181-1179 (332 amino acids)
Source: RefSeq, a predicted model, not a curated record